AUGACCGAUUCGUAUCGUCCGCCGUACAAUUCCAACCGACAAUGGACACCAGCGUCUGCACCUUCUGAGGCUGCGCUCAACUACGACGACGCGGAUGUGAACCGUAUUCCGAUCAAUCCCCGCCGUUCCAACGCCGCAGUUCCAGCUCAAUCAUCACGGCUAUGGGACGAAGACCUGAACUCCCUCAUGCACCGCACUAUCCGCGCCUACGAUCUCGUUGUGAACUACGUCCGCGAUUCUCACGGCGGUACCCGCUGGUCACGCGAGGACAUUGAUCGCAUUCGAGACGUCGGCGCCUAUCUUCAUGGCGACGUCCGCGAUUUGAAGCACUGGAGUGAAGUGGUAGCAAAGGAGGGAGAACAAGAUGCCUACACUAUGGACAAGAUCCGCGAUGACGUCGAAAACUUGCGGAAGUACUGUGAGCAGAUUCAAGCCAUCAUCAGGGAUACCGAACGUGUUCCUCUGCGCCAACGUAUGACACGAGACGAUGGAGUGCAGGCUGGUCAGUAUGUGGAUGAUGGUCAUGGUUUUGGUGGUGGUAAGAGCAUCUUCCCUGGAGAUACCAACCAGCUCGUCGAGAGCACUCAAGAAGGCGAGGAUAUGGACGUCGAGAUGAUUACCGACCUGGAGGAGAAGCCUGAAGUCGUCGAUCCGACACUUAAUCCACGGCAGGCAGUCUGGGCAACCACACCUUCAACGCGAUUUGCUUGGUGA
Molecule: messenger RNA, 714 nt
Organism: Alternaria novae-zelandiae
Lineage: Eukaryota; Fungi; Ascomycota; Dothideomycetes; Pleosporales; Pleosporaceae
Exons: 2
Coding region: 1-714 (237 amino acids)
Source: RefSeq, a predicted model, not a curated record